This is a messenger RNA of Guillardia theta CCMP2712, 491 nucleotides long. RefSeq lists its product as hypothetical. The transcript is spliced from 2 exons. The record is from RefSeq and is a predicted model, not a curated record. The coding region runs from base 31 to 441 and encodes 136 amino acids. Lineage: Eukaryota; Cryptophyceae; Pyrenomonadales; Geminigeraceae.
CAGGCUGGAUUUUCUCUUUCGCCAUCGAAGAUGCAUUGUCUUCUUCGUUUCGUCGCUCUCUUCAUCGCUGUACAGUGCAUCUAUGGCCAAGGAUACAACCUGAGGAAUGGGGGGAACGUAGCGCUUGCGAACUCUGAGCCACUGGUUACCGCGAGGACGAUCGAAAGAGCGAAGCAGCUGUCCAUGGGAACUCCCUUGAAGGGCAUCCGAGUCUUCGUUCCCGAGGGCCAGACAGCCCAGCGAGCGGUGGAGAACCAGCUCGCUGCUCAGCACAUCAAGAUCGCUCCCAAGGGGACUAUGCUGGAGGCUGCGGAGUCGACCUCAGCAUACGCCAACGUGCCAUGGUGGGUGUUCCUACUGACGUUCUUCGGAUCCAUCGGCACUAUCUGUGCCAUGUUCUACAUCACUGAGAGGAUGUGGGACAAGAGACAACAGAGCUGAUGAGUGAGAUGAAGUCGAGCCCCAGCGCAUUAAAGACAGCCAUUGAAAGC